Messenger RNA from Paraglomus brasilianum, 1062 nucleotides. The record is from the annotation of a GenBank genome assembly. NCBI's taxonomy places the organism in Eukaryota, Fungi, Glomeromycota, Glomeromycetes, Paraglomerales, Paraglomeraceae.
AUGCUAGCACCUUUUGUCAUAAAACACUAUGGGUCACUCCAGCAACUAACAGACUACUGCCGCGCUUUACCUAAAGUAGAACUCCAUGCACACAUCAAUGGCUCGAUUAGCAGGGAGACGUGCCAAAAACUAAUCAACAAGAAAAAACUCACAAACUCUGAAUUUGCCGACUUCGUAAUACCAGAUUACGAGCUGGAAGAUAUAUUCGGAUUCUUCCCAAUAUUUUCUAAAUUCAUUUAUAAACUCACGACAGACACCGAAUCUAUUUCAUUUGUCACCAAGGAAAUAAUCAAUGACUUUAUGUUAGAUGGUGUCAAAUAUCUUGAACUACGUACUAUUCCUCGUGCUUGUUUAGAAAGCGCAAUGACUAGGGAGUCGUACGUUCAAGCGGUUUUAAGUUGUUUAGAGUUAUUUACGCAAGACGAAAUCAUUGUAAAAUUAAUAUUGGGUGUUGAUCGAAGGAACAGCUUGGAGGAAGCGAUGGAAACCGUGGACCUGGCAAUAAAGUAUCAACAGAUGGGCAUUGUUGGAGUUGAUUUAUGUGGAAAUCCGAGCGCCGGAAAUAUCGAAGAAUUGUUGCCUGCCUUUGUUAAAGCGAAAGAGAAUGGAUUAGGAGUUACAAUUCACCUUGGCGAAAUUCCUUCAAGUGUGUCGGAACAUUCAUCUCUAAUCACAAUCCCGCCCGACCGCAUCGGGCAUGGCACUUAUCUCGAUCCACUGGGCAAAGAAUUCUUAAUCAAAAACAAUAUUCCAAUCGAAAUGUGCAUGACUUCUAACGUUCUGUGCAAGACUGUCAAAAAGUUUGAAGAUCAUCACAUAAAAGAAUUCUUGGAUCUUAAACAUCCUUGCGUUCUUGGAACUGAUGAUAAAGGCAUCUUCCUCUCCGAUUUAUCAAUGGAAUAUGGAAUAGCGGCAUCGACAUUCUCGUUAACACAAAGACAGUUAUAUGAGCUCUCUUACCAGUCGAUUGAUUAUAUAUUUAGCAAUAAUAGUACAAAAGAAUCUCUCAAAGCUCAAUGGAAUGCUUGGUGGAAGCAAGCGGAAUAUGCGAAUUUGAACUAA